This is a messenger RNA of Brugia malayi, 1221 nucleotides long. RefSeq lists its product as uncharacterized. Gene Ontology annotation, molecular function: peptidyl-prolyl cis-trans isomerase activity; protein binding. NCBI's taxonomy places the organism in Eukaryota, Metazoa, Nematoda, Chromadorea, Rhabditida, Onchocercidae. The coding region runs from base 1 to 1221 and encodes 406 amino acids. The transcript has 8 exons. The record is from RefSeq and is a predicted model, not a curated record.
AUGUCAACCUGUAACUGGAUUGAAGAUGACGAAGAAUUACGACUCACUGAUGCAAAUAAUAAAAAUGAGAAUUAUUGCCAUCGUCGUGCAGUGAGCAGUGGUGAACCAUCGUUAGAUGGUUCUGUUGACGAAGAACGUGCUGCAUUAAGUGAUUCUGAUCUAGCUGGUGUUGCAAGAAUACAUACUUUGGCAGCAAAAGCAAGAGGUCCAUCAAGUGAUGCCCUUGAAACAGAAUGUCGUACAGAGCAAUCUCUUUCUGUUCCUAAUGGUAUCCAUUGCUGUACAUCCACAGAAGAAUGGAACGAUAUUUUGGGUAGUGGACAGUUAUUUUGUAAGGUGUUGAAAGCUGGUAAAGGACCAAAAGCUCGGAAUGGUCAGAAGGUGACAGUUCGAGUUGUAGAUACAGGAUUUGGAAUAGAUAAUGUUAGCGAGAAAACAUUUAUUCUUGGUUUUAGUAUGGUUAUCGAUGCAUGGGAAAUGGUUUUGCAAUUGAUGCAUGAAGGUGAAAUUGAUGCCAUAAGAAGUGAGCAUCGUUUUGCAUAUGGUAGUGUAGGUGAUCCGGAACGUAAUAUUCCACCGUAUCAAACAAUGGAAUAUGAAAUUGAAUUGAUUUGCAUUACUGAUGGACCACUUUAUACAACAUUGAAGACAACUGAAUUAGUCAAACAUAUUACGGAAUUGAAAGAAAGAGGCAAUUAUUUCUACAAUAGAAAAGAAUUGGAGAAAGCAAUAUAUGUUUAUAAGAGAAGUACCGAAUUGAUUGAUACACCUACAGAAGAUGAAACACUACGUAAUUUAUUAUCUGUGAUUUACUCCAAUUUAUCUGUCUGUUAUGCAAAGCUUUGCGAUUGGAAGCUAACUUUGGACGCUUCUAGUAAUGCACUGAAUUUGAAUGCUAACAACACAAAAGCACUAUUCAGGCGAGCAAAUGCUUAUGCAAAUUUGAAUUUUAUCGAAGAAGCAAUUGAUACUUUGAAUAUCGCGCAUCAGAUUGAUCCCAAUGAUGAGCUUAUUCUUAAAGAACUACGCCGUUUGAAAGCACGUUUGAAGCUAUGCCGUGAGCAGGAACGUUCACUGUAUAAACGAAUGUUAGUUGGAGCACAGGGUAAUAAUGAAAAUCGAACUUAUUUCAUCCGUCGAUUAAGGUAUUCAUUACUUGCAUUCUUUGUUGUUGUAUUUGCCUUAUUCAUUCAUUUCCUUCGUAUUGUUAUGGAUUGGUAA